AAUUGCCGUUUAGCCGCCGUUUGAUCUGCCUGCCUGAAUCAUUGAUGUCGCAUAUCUAUACUUCAGGCAGCUGCAACAUCGUGAGCUUGAGAAACGGUUUGCUGGUACCUCCUUGACUUGCAUACCUCAACUUUACUCGCGUCCUCUCACACCACCAAUUCACACAAUGGCUACCGGUAUCGCCCUGGUAGGAAGCGGGAUUUUUGUCAAAGAAGAGCACCUCCCCGCCGUCCAAGCAACACCUCUUCUCAGCCUGAAAGCUAUCUACUCCCGCUCUCUCAAGUCCGCAAAGUCAGUGUCCGAGCACCUUUCAGACGUGGACCUGUAUAGCGAAGAUUCAGAGGGUAAGACAUAUGACGACCUCCUGAAACGAGACGACUUGAAGGGCGUGAUCAUCGCACUUCCCAUCCUCGCGCAACCAGAAUACAUCAAGAAAGCCCUCGCAGCAGGCAAGCACGUCCUCGCCGAAAAGCCCAUCGCAAAAGAUGUCCAAACCGCCCAAGACCUAGUCGCCUGGGCCUCCAACACCUCGAACACUUCCGCCACAUACUCCGUCGCCGAAAAUUUCCGGUACCAAGACUCUUUCCUGUACGCUCACGAACAGCUGAAAUCGCUGGGCCGCAUCCUCACCUUCCGGAGCCGUGUGAGCCUGUUUGUGGCGCCGGGCGGCAAGUACUUUGAGACGCCAUGGCGCAAGGUGCCCGAGUAUCAGGGCGGGUUUUUGUUAGAUGGCGGUGUGCAUUUUGUUGCUGGGACGAGGUUGCUGCUUGAGGGUGGGGGCGAGAAGGUUAAGAGGUUGAGUGCGUUUACGGCGCAGUUGCAGGAGCAUUUGCCGCCUGUUGACACACUUCACGCUACUCUGCAGCUGGGCUCUGGCGCAUCGGGGACACUGAGCAUUUCGUUUGGUACGACGGAUAGUGGGGGCGACUACGUCGUUGCCAGCGAGAAGGGAACAGUGACUGUUACGAGGAGUAAGGUCGUGGUCAGUAAAGACGGAAAGGAUGAGACGAUGGAGUUCCCAGAGGAGGGCAGUGGCGUCAAGCAAGAAGUUAAAGCGUGGGCUGAAGGAUUGGCACAGGGGAAGCCGAACGAGAGGCAGAGCCCCAAAGAGGCUUUGGAGGAUUUGAAAAUUCUUGAGGCGGCGCUGAGGAGCGGUGAGCAGGGUGGAAAGCCGACUGAGAUCUAGAUACCUAGCAGAAGAACGAUUUAAGGACUUAACUGACC
Macroventuria anomochaeta is the source of this 1224-nucleotide messenger RNA. Its product is annotated as NAD(P)-binding protein. Gene Ontology annotation, molecular function: nucleotide binding; oxidoreductase activity. Gene Ontology annotation, biological process: NADPH regeneration. Gene Ontology annotation, cellular component: cytoplasm. NCBI's taxonomy places the organism in Eukaryota, Fungi, Ascomycota, Dothideomycetes, Pleosporales, Didymellaceae. Bases 167 to 1186 code for a protein of 339 amino acids. The record is from RefSeq and is a predicted model, not a curated record. The transcript is spliced from 2 exons.